CAGGCUACAGACAUGUAUGUUUGCUUCAGAGUUAUGACGCCGGUUACCAGUUACAGAUCUGGUUACGUGAUUACGGCCAACAGCGGAGACUCCGCGACGCACGGAAACGCGCAGCUCGUGUAAACACGACUUUACAUGGAGGAUCUAGCAGAGGCUACACCCUGCAACUUAGAUGCAGCUGACGAUUCAUAUCUGUUAAUGGUGAGCAGGACAGCCGCUCUCACAGGACAUGGAUAAAGGGUGGUUUAUUGGACAUGAGAGGAUUCCACCUUCAAAGGAGGGGCCGUCCACCUCCUCCAGCAGCGUCUCAAGGCCCUGCAUGACUAUCAACCUGACUGAAAUGCUUCGAGCUGACAAACCUAAUACAGUAAAGAAGCCAAUUCCAAUCCGUCCCCCAAGCCCCAGAGUCUCUCAGCCAAAGGUACCCGAGUUCCACCGCAGUCGGUCCUGUGAACCCAUUCCUAAACCCAUCAUCCGACAGCGCUCACACUCUCUGCCUUCUGCCACACAGAAGAAACAAUGCAGACAUGUCGGCGUACGCUUUGUUGACUCUUUGGGGCUUGACCUGGAGGACAUCAAGAUUUUCAAAUCUGGAGAGGAUCCAUUUGUCCCACAUCAUGUUUCCUUCAGAUUAUUGAUGGGUGCAGAGUUGGCAGAUGGAGAGCAUCUGGAGAUAUCGCUGCCAUACUUAAAGCCAGUUUUUGACCAACAACCUGGCGACCAGCAAGGAUUCCUGCAUCGCCUCUAUACGCAGAAAGUGUGUCUGGAGAGAGUUUUGUGCUUUGAGUUGGGUGUCAUCGGAAUCACUCAGGUCGUGAAUUUGGGUUUUGAGAAAGAUGUUACUGCCCGCUAUUCAUUUACAGAAUGGAAGAGUUGCUCAGAAACUAAGGCCUCCUGGAUGUCCACCAUCACCAAGACUUGGGAAGGAGGACGGGGGGAAUUCAGUUGUGAUACAUUUCGUUUCCACCUGCCUGUUCCUCCUUUCCUGCAGCCAGGGGCAAUGUUACAGUUUGCCAUUCAGUACAAAGUCUGUGGGGCUGAAUACUGGGACAACAAUGAUGAACAGAAUUAUAAGUUAGUUUGCCAUAACUACAAGCUCACUGUGCCCAAAGAGUGCGAGGACAGCAUGGUGCACUUCAUUUAGGAUGCUGACUAAAAUAAAGUUAGAUGAAGUCUUUUUGGAGCACUUUAGGACUAUUGUCAGCAGGACCUAUUAAAUAUGUCUAACUGCUUUCUGACAUAAAUGUUCGUUUCCUUAGAGUAACACAUUUUCUAUUCAAGAUUACUGUCAACUCUGGAAGGAUUUUGUCAGAGAACAACACAAACGCUGAUGCACUUCUACCUGACGCCAACUUCAGUGCCACUUUUUGUUUUCGUUUUUGUGUUUCUUUUUUAAACAACUUGCUAUGAUUUGAUUUUCCUGGCUUUUUAAAUAAAAAAAAGCACUUUAAUGUAGCCACAUCAAAUCGAAAUAUUGCCCACUGAGCAUCACAUGAAUAUUCAGUGAAAUGAAUGCACUUCAGUCCACUGUUGGACCCAGGUGGAUAUGUGACUUAUUUUUGGGUCAAACUUUGUCAAACCAAAUGCCAUAACCAUGCAAUAGAUACAAUUUUAAUGAAUCAGAAAUUAAUGCACAUUUUGUUAAACAAUAAAGCACAA
Messenger RNA from Plectropomus leopardus (leopard coralgrouper), 1659 nucleotides. RefSeq names its product protein phosphatase 1, regulatory subunit 3Da (gene ppp1r3da). Gene Ontology annotation, molecular function: protein phosphatase 1 binding; glycogen binding. NCBI's taxonomy places the organism in Eukaryota, Metazoa, Chordata, Actinopteri, Perciformes, Serranidae. Gene Ontology annotation, cellular component: protein phosphatase type 1 complex. The record is from RefSeq and is a predicted model, not a curated record. Gene Ontology annotation, biological process: regulation of glycogen biosynthetic process.